AUCUGGUCUUCGUUAUGUUUUUCAGUGUCGGGUGGAGUCUGCAUCCUGUCGCAUCUCUGCGGGGGAAGAAGGAGGAGGACUUUUUCUUUUCUAUUACUUUCUCAUAGACUGUUUGUUCCUGCCGCUGCGUCGAAACGACACCAGAAAGAUGACGACGACAACCAACUUCAAGGGAAUGGAGCCUGGUGCUAAGAGCAGUUCCAGGGUACUACGACCACCAGGUGGGGAUUCGAGCUUCUCCCUCGGCACAGAUGAAAACAGCACCCCCCAGCGCAAGAACAAGAUGACCUCCAGCAUCUUUGCAGAACCUGAUGACCCCCACGCUCAUCGAAGGAACAACCCACCCACCGGGGCACCCACAGGAACCCUGUGCGGGGAGCCCUCUGCCCCCCUCAGGCGGUGCCAGCAGCCUCUUCUCUUCCCCAAAAACCCCGAGCCGGAACUGACCACCAUCCACAACUCUGGAGCAGCCCUGGUGUGGAGCCAGAACAAAGAGGUUGAAAACGGCCAAGAACCAGCAAAUGAUGAGUGUCCUGACAAUGCAGAGCAGGAGGAUCAGGAGCAGCAGAAGGAGACGCCACAGCCCUCUGCCCCGUCGGGAGGUGCCAACGCCGCCGCCGCCGCCGCAGGGGGCCGAAGAAACCCCCCCGGUGGCAAGUCCAGCCUCAUCCUGGGUUGAGACCACUUCUAUUUUAAUUUUUUUUUGUUUUUCAUUCAAACGCUUUUUUUAUUUUUUAAAGAUAAAAGCCCCCCCCACCACUCUUUCCCUCCUCAUGGCCCCCCGUCACCUUCUUCCCUUCUUCACCGCCCUCACAUGCUGUCACGUCCAUGGACCCCUGCGUCCUGUCCCUCCACCCUCAGACCUUUUUGUUUUGAUCCUAUUUUCUAUUAAAAAAAAAAGAAAACUGUUGACAAAAGCACUUUAUGUAUCUCUCUCUGCCCCUCCUCCUCCCCCCCCCCCCCCACACACACACCUUCCAUUUCAGCCCAUCCUGUAGUGCAUCGCGCCUGCUGGGAAAGGCAUGACGUUUAGCUUGUCCCUCAUUCUUCCCCUGUUGUAAAUGGUAAAGGAAAAAAAUACAUAAAAAGAUUUGAUGCGUGGAUUUCUAAAUACAAUAAAGAUUGAUAUGAA
Messenger RNA from Labrus bergylta (ballan wrasse), 1132 nucleotides. Its product is annotated as jupiter microtubule associated homolog 1. The record is from RefSeq and is a predicted model, not a curated record. Gene Ontology annotation, cellular component: nucleus. NCBI's taxonomy places the organism in Eukaryota, Metazoa, Chordata, Actinopteri, Labriformes, Labridae.